Messenger RNA from Lachancea nothofagi CBS 11611, 570 nucleotides. Lineage: Eukaryota; Fungi; Ascomycota; Saccharomycetes; Saccharomycetales; Saccharomycetaceae. The record is from the annotation of a GenBank genome assembly.
AUGGGUAUUUUCAACAAAAGUAGCCACGACGCGCACACCAAUCAGGCGCAUGGGCAGGAUGCGAAGAUCACCAAAGAAGACCGGGACCAUUUCAAGCUUCGCUCGAGCUCGGUUCACGACCCUGUUCUAGAGGCUGUCCAGGAGGCCCAGCCAUUUGAACAGGCUGCGGACACGUCGCGGGACGACCCCAACAGACAGUCGUACUAUUCUGGAGAACACGCUGACAAUCAUCCUAAGGACGUUUUCGGCCAGCCCAUUAAUCAACCGGAUAUCUCGAAUCCAACGCGGUCCAGAGACGAAAGGCCGCUCGACACCAUCCGCGGCUUCGAGUACUCAAUUUCUGGUGAUCCAUCCUGGGGUCAAAGACUUGAAACUCAGCAAUACGGCUUCCGUGUAAGGCCUGAUUUCCCACAGUUUGGCAAUGUUGACCCACAUGCCAUGUCGUCUUCGACGCAACAGCCCUACAUGCACGACCAGGCAGUCUAUUCGGCGCCGGCGCCAGACUCAUUGCCUGAGGGCGGCAAAAAGAAGAAGAAGCGGGGGUUCUUUGGUCGCAAGAAGAAUGAAUAA